UUUCCGCAGAGGAGCAGUGGAGCCGGACCGGGAGUGCAGGUGAGUGUACGUGGGUGUAUGAAGGACCAGAGUCUUUACAGACGGACAAAUGACGAGUGGGACGAGUAGUGGAUUCCUCACUACACGCCUGGAAGCUGGACCGGGGAGAAAACUGUCACGGAAAUGAGCUAUAAACUGGAGGCGAAUAAGAUGGCAGACCUCCCUGUAAAGAGAGAAACAGAGGGGAAAAGACAAGUUGUAAAUCUUGAGAUACAACACUUCCCCUCUACCUACUCCUCUUCCUUACCAUCUGUCUGGCAAGGCCUUGGGAGGAAGGUCAGACUGUUACUACCAUACAUCUGGCCCAAAGGCACUCCAACACUGCAGGCACUAGUGCUGCUCUCUGUUGGCCUGCUCAUUGCAGAGCGACUGGUUAAUGUGCUGGUCCCGGUUUACUCCAAGAACAUUGUGAAUGAACUCUCUGCAGGACGUGGCUGGACUUCACUGAUUGCCACUGUCUGCACCUACACGCUGCUCAAGUUCCUACAAGGAGGAGGCGCAGGAACUUCUGGUUUCAUCAGCAACCUUCGUCAGUUCAUAUGGAUCAAAGUUCAGCAGUUUACCAGCAGAGGAGUUCAGCUGUGUUUGUUUUCCCAACUGCACGGUUUGUCUCUGCGUUGGCACCUGGAGAGACAAACUGGAGACGUGCUGAGGAGCAUUGACAGAGGCACGUCCUCCAUCAACAACCUGCUGAGCUACAUCCUAUUCAGUAUCCUUCCCACGAUCUGUGACAUCAUCAUUGCCAUUGUCUACUUUGUGUCCUACUUCAGUGUCUGGUUUGGGCUCAUUGUUUUCACCUGCAUGAUCCUCUACCUCACCUGUACCAUCCUGAUCACAGAGUGGAGGACAAAAUACAGGAGAGAGAUGAAUGAUCAAGACAACAAGGCCAAGUCGAGAGCUGUAGACUCACUGCUCAACUUUGAGACGGUAAAAUACUACAGCGCUGAGGAUUAUGAAGUCCGUUGCUUUGAAGAAGCCAUUUUGAAAUAUCAGCACUGUGAGUGGAAGAGCUCGGCAUCCCUAGCUCUGCUGAAUCAAACCCAGAACAUCAUCAUAGGAUCAGGACUGCUGGCUGGAUCUCUGCUCUGUGCCUACCUAGUCUCUGAGGGUCAGUUCCAGGUUGGAGACUAUGUUCUGUUUGGGACCUACAUUAUCCAGCUGUACACUCCUCUGAACUGGUUUGGUACCUACUACAGGCUGAUUCAGAGUGCAUUUGUUGAUAUGGAGAGCAUGCUGGCACUGCUGUCAGAGCAUAAAGAGGUACAGGAUGCUGAGGAUGCACAGGACUUGCAGUUCACAGCAGGUCAGGUGGAGUUUGACAGAGUGUGCUUCAGCUACGUGCCUGGCACUGAGGUUCUUCGGGAUGUGACCUUUACCGUGGAGGGGGGACAGACAGUCGCUUUGGUUGGUCCAUCUGGAUCAGGGAAAAGUUCCAUCCUGCGUCUGUUGUUCAGAUUUUAUGACCCUCAGAGGGGCAGCAUCCGCAUCGAUGGCCAGGACAUUUCAAAGGUACGGCAGUCUUCUCUGAGGUCAUACAUUGGUGUGGUUCCCCAGGAUACCGUUCUUUUCAAUGACACGAUCUGCAACAACAUUCGCUACAGUCGUGUUACAGCUAGCAAGCAGGAAGUUGAGAGAGCUGCCAUGGCUGCUGACAUACACAACAGGAUACUGGAGCUACCUCAGGGUCAGGCUGGGGUGUGUGAAUGGUAUGACACAGAGGUGGGGGAGCGAGGUCUGAAGCUCAGCGGUGGGGAGAAGCAGAGAGUGGCAAUUGCUCGAACCAUCCUGAAAGAACCUCGAAUCAUUCUGCUGGACGAGGCCACUUCUUCACUGGACACCCAGACUGAGAGAAACAUCCAGGCGUCACUGGCCAUGGUCUGCACCAACAGGACGACCAUAGUAGUUGCACACAGGUUGUCCACCAUCGUUGGAGCAGAUCAGAUCCUGGUAGUUCACAAUGGACAGAUAGCAGAGAGAGGAAGACACGAGGAGCUGCUGGUCCAGGGAGGUCUGUACGCAGCCAUGUGGAUGAAACAGCAGAAAAGUCUCGACACACUAACACAAACACAGAUGAACAAUCAGACUCAAGACAUUUGACACUGAACUGAGUAUGAACAUUUACAGAUUGGAUGCUCACGCCAUAAUUUUUUGUCAUAUUGUAAUCUGCAUCAAUGGCUGAGGCAGAGUGUAAGUCGCAGUGAGCUGUGGUGAUCCGUGCCUGUCAAACAGGAGCAGCUACAGCAGGCACAACUGACAACAAUAAUAUAACUUUUCUCCAUUGUUGUGAAGAAUGGGAAGUAUUUAGUACAAGUCGAGGUGAAAGAAAGAAAGCAGCUGCCACUGAUCAGAUGUUCUGCUUGUGAAGCCAUUAGAAGCAGCAGCGAUUGUGUUACUGAGAUUGUUUUGGUAUAAACAUCCUGGAUGGGCUGAAAAUGCUGGUGUCAAAGGUUGAUGUUUAGAGUAUCAGUAGCCUGAGGUCCUGAAAGAGGGAGACAGAUGUGUUUUACCUGGAACCUUGUCUCGUUAGCAAUAAAAGUAAUUGAA
This is a messenger RNA of Scatophagus argus, 2583 nucleotides long. It is a transcript of the gene abcb6b, whose product is annotated as ATP-binding cassette, sub-family B (MDR/TAP), member 6b. The record is from RefSeq and is a predicted model, not a curated record. Bases 163 to 2136 code for a protein of 657 amino acids. Lineage: Eukaryota; Metazoa; Chordata; Actinopteri; Scatophagidae. The transcript is spliced from 20 exons. Gene Ontology annotation, cellular component: membrane. Gene Ontology annotation, biological process: transmembrane transport; heme transport. Gene Ontology annotation, molecular function: heme binding; ATP hydrolysis activity; ABC-type heme transporter activity.